Messenger RNA from Lytechinus pictus (painted urchin), 4331 nucleotides. RefSeq names its product ribonucleoside-diphosphate reductase large subunit-like. Gene Ontology annotation, biological process: DNA replication; deoxyribonucleotide biosynthetic process. The transcript has 17 exons. Bases 317 to 2725 code for a protein of 802 amino acids. The record is from RefSeq and is a predicted model, not a curated record. Lineage: Eukaryota; Metazoa; Echinodermata; Echinoidea; Temnopleuroida; Toxopneustidae. Gene Ontology annotation, cellular component: ribonucleoside-diphosphate reductase complex. Gene Ontology annotation, molecular function: ribonucleoside-diphosphate reductase activity, thioredoxin disulfide as acceptor; ATP binding.
GGAACAAAGAGUGCUCGCUCACCCAGGGUUUUUUAGUUUGGCGCGCCACGAUUCGCCUCUGCAAUUGGUCAAUCUUCCAAAACGUCACCAUAAACAAUCAGCUGACUGGCUGCCUCUUUCGAGUGAGUAUACGUUGUGUACGUAUGAGUUGGCCGCCUGUAAGGACUUGUACCGUACCGCGGGAAAUCGUUGGAUUUGGCGCUGCUUUACAAACGUAGUUGGCUCAGCAGUGGAAGCUUGCUUGUGGUGGUGUCAUCCUCAAUCUCUUGUCUUUUUUUUUGCUAUUUGGUUGUUAAAUCCUAUUUGCUUUACCAAGAUGCCUUUGCAGCGAACAUACGUGCAGAAAAGAGAUGGGAGGAAGGAGAAUGUCAUGUUCGACAAGAUCACAUCUCGUAUUCAGAGAUUAUGUUACAACCUGAAUCCAGACUUCAUUGACCCAGCUGUUAUUACAAUGAAGGUGAUCAAUGGGGUCUACCCUGGUGUGACCACAGUCGAGCUAGAUACCCUAGCAGCAGAAACAGCUGCUACCAUGACAACCAAGCAUCCUGACUACGCUGUCCUGGCAGCACGUAUUGCCGUCUCUAACCUCCAUAAAGAAACAAAGAAACUCUUCAGUGCUGUAAUGACGGAUCUUUAUGAGUAUGUAAACCCAAGAAACGGUCUUCAUUCACCUCUUAUCAGCAAAGAAACUAUGGAUAUCAUCAAUGAGAAUGCUGAUAGGUUGAAUUCUGCAGUACUGUAUGACAGGGACUUUGAAUACAACUUCUUUGGGUUCAAGACACUAGAAAGAUCUUACCUCCUAAAGAUCAACGGCAAAGUUGCUGAAAGACCCCAACACAUGUUGAUGAGAGUUGCUGUGGGUAUCCAUGGAAGAGAGAUUGAUGCUGUAAUAGAGACAUACAAUCUCUUGUCUGAUAGAUGGUUUACUCACGCUUCACCGACGCUCUUCAAUGCUGGUACCAAUAGACCACAGCUAUCAAGCUGUUUCCUGCUAACCAUGCAAGAUGACAGCAUCGAUGGUAUCUAUGAGACGCUAAAGAAUUGUGCCCUCAUCUCCAAGACGGCUGGUGGUAUCGGUCUAAAUGUUCAUAACAUCCGGGCAUCUGGUAGCUACAUUGCAGGGACAAAUGGCAACUCCAAUGGUUUAUUACCCAUGCUUCGUGUGUACAACAAUACAGCUAGAUAUGUAGAUCAGGGAGGUAAUAAGCGUCCUGGUGCCUUUGCCAUCUACCUAGAGCCAUGGCAUGCUGAUAUCCAUGAUUUCUUAGACUGUAAGAAGAACCACGGCAAGGAGGAGCAGAGAGCUAGAGACCUAUUCUAUGGCCUCUGGAUCCCUGAUCUAUUCAUGAAGAGGGUAGAAGCUGAUGGUGAAUGGACCCUCAUGUGCCCUCAUGAAUGCCCUGGCUUGGAAAACGUUUGGGGAGAUGAAUUCGAAGAGCUCUACGAGAAGUAUGAGAAAGAAGGAAAGGGUAGGAAGACGAUGAAGGCUCAGGCUCUGUGGUAUGCCAUCAUUGAAUCUCAAACAGAGACUGGUACCCCAUAUAUGCUCUACAAGGACCAUUGUAACAAGAAGAGUAACCAACAAAACUUGGGAACCAUCAAAUGCAGUAACCUGUGUACAGAGAUCGUAGAGUAUUCAAGUCCUGAUGAGGUGGCUGUAUGUAAUCUUGCCUCCAUUGCUCUGCCACGAUUUGUGAAACAAGACCGAACAUUUGACUUCAAGAAGCUUGAAGAGGUUACCAUUGUGAUCACUCGCAAUCUCAAUAAGAUCAUCGAAAUCAACUACUACCCAAUUCCAGAGGCUAGGCGAAGCAACUUCCGUCAUCGUCCCAUCGGAAUCGGUGUUCAGGGUCUAGCUGAUGCCUUCAUCCUCAUGAGGUUCCCCUUCGAGAGUGCAGAGGCCAAGAAACUCAACAUCCAGAUCUUUGAAACCAUCUACUAUGCUGCUCUGAAGGCUAGCUGUGAGAUUGCUGCUAAGCUUGGCCCUUAUGAGACGUAUGAGGGCUCACCGGUCAGCAAAGGAAUUCUUCAGCAUGACAUGUGGGGCGUGACCCCAACUGACCUCCACGACUGGGCUGCCCUCAAGGCUGACAUCGCCAAGCACGGCGUCCGUAACAGUCUUCUCCUUGCUCCCAUGCCAACCGCAUCCACCGCUCAGAUCCUUGGUAACAACGAAUCCAUCGAGCCGUACACCAGUAAUAUAUAUACACGUCGUGUGCUUUCAGGAGAGUUCCAGGUCGUCAACCAUCAUCUUCUUAGGGACCUUACUGAUAUGGGUCUUUGGUCCGAUGAGAUGAAGAACAUGCUCAUUGCUCACACUGGAUCUAUUCAGAACAUUCCAUCAAUCCCAGAUGACAUCAAGGCUUUGUAUAAGACUGUUUGGGAGAUCUCACAGAAGACUGUUAUUCAGAUGGCUGUUGACCGUGGUGCAUACAUUGAUCAGAGUCAAUCACUUAACAUUCACAUUGCUGAACCAAACUAUGGCAAGCUAACCAGUAUGCACUUCUUUGCAUGGAGAUCGGGUCUGAAGACUGGUAUGUAUUACCUUCGCACACGCCCAGCUGCUAACCCUAUCCAGUUCACUCUCAAUAAACUAAGCUUGAAGGAGAAAUCAGGAACCAAGCUAACGGAUGCUGAAGAACAAGAGAAGGAGAAGGCCAAGAAUGAAGCAGCUAUGGUCUGCUCUCUAGAAAAUAAGGAUGCCUGUCUGUCAUGCGGAUCUUAGAUCGGCUCUGACCUCAUCGCAAUACUUGAAAUAUAAGGAUUAUAAUGAAUGAAAUUCUUUGAAGGCUAUCACCUUUUGAACUCAAACACUCAAUGUCCUCUCAGAUGUAUCAUCAUCCCCAAAGUUCAUUUUCAUUGACCUCAAACAUGAAGGGGUUGACCUAUUAUGUGACACUUUUCCUAAAUAUAAUACCCUACCAAAUUUACCCAUUGCAUUUUGGAGGAAUGAUCUCAUGCAAUGUGGGAAUGCUUGUUUCAACACAACAUAUUGAUAUGUUUUGGAGUUACAUGUACGAGCAUUCUUGCACAGACACAAAAGACAUUUACUUGUUGCAGUUUUUGGUAACUGACCUUCAAUAUGAAACAAGCUGAUUUUAUGAAAAGGUCAUCUAUUAUGUUUAAUCUUUUAACAUGAAAAGGAUAGUUUUCCUAUAUGUAAGAUCUUAGAGCCUUUUGAUAUGGACCACAGUAUUGCAUGGAAGACAAGACACCGCUGCUUUUGAGGCUUGAUAUACCUUAACCAGUUGACUGCUGAAUACUUCUUUUCCUAUUUUUUUUUGUACAUUGACCAACAGGUUCCAGUAGUCAACGGGCUAAGUGCCUAGGCAUAUGCAAUUGAUGUUCAGCAGUUCAGAACUUUUGAUGCAAUUUUGUGGUCCUUUUGUAAAGAGAUGAAAAUAUAGUAUGAAGGUCUUGGAUCUUACAUAAGAGGAGAGUCUAUGAAAUGUUCUGAGAAAAAAAGAACUAUUUGGAAACAACAUUCUUAGGUUAUUUCCUGUUGAUGUGAAUAAUGAUUUAAUGUGGCUUUAUUUAUUACUAUGUGUUCAUUAAGCCCAUAAGUCAAUUUCUCUAAGUCACCGGUCAAAUAACUUCCUCCCACGACUUCCAAGAAAAACCGCAAGUCAAGCAUAGCACAAAUUACUACUUUCUUUACCUACAACUUAUAGGCAGAUCAUAGAUUAAAAUGUAAAUAUGUGUAAAAUUGGUUUUGUAUACUUUUAUAUAAUAUUUAGAAUAAAGGUUUUGAACGUAGGGCUUCUCAAGUGGAUAGCCAUAUAAAUAGUGUAUCAUGGGGAUAUGUUUCAAGAUUUAAAAAUGAUCAGUCAGAAGUUUCUCCUCAAAGUGUCUACCACCUUGCAAGCCUGUCCACUUUGAGAUAACCCUAUAGAGGGCAGCAUACUCAUUUUGUGGAAGUGGAUCUAAUAUUUAUAAACUACUAUUCAAUUUUGUGAAUGUUGUCCUUUGUGUAAUUGUUACUUGAAAAAAAUGAAAUUCGACAAAAAUUGUAUUUAAAAAAAUUGAAGGAAAAAAAAUGUUGAGUAUUUAUGAAGAGAGUAAGAUUUUGAUAACCACAUCUAUACUCAAUAUUACAGUUAUACUGUGAUGGGUAGAAAUGUUCUUAAUUUUAGAUGGCUAAAGAUUUGAACACAUUAAACUUUACCCUGCAUUAAAUGCACUCAAUCUGAUAAAUAAUAUUCUAUAAUAAGCUCAUGUGAUGAACAGUGAAUUAUAAACAAAAUAUUCCAAAUAAAAAAUUAUGUGAAUGUAUUUACAAUAGCCAUGUACAGUUAUGUGUACAUAAUAAAGCUAAAUGCCUCUUCAGUGGA